Molecule: messenger RNA, 834 nt
Organism: Haemonchus placei
Lineage: Eukaryota; Metazoa; Nematoda; Chromadorea; Rhabditida; Trichostrongylidae
Source: the annotation of a GenBank genome assembly
AUGGCGUGCUCCGAAAUACAGCAAAAAGUACUCCGUAUGGAGUUAGAUAGAGGGGGUGCCUUUGAUUUUUCAAACUGUAUUCGUAAUAUGGCACUCGCCAGGAUGGGAGCGCCUGCACCCAAGGUUCGCUCAACGGGUACCACCAUUGUUGCUGCUACAUUUAAGGGUGGACUGGUUAUGGGUGCUGAUUCUCGUGCCACAGCUGGUAAUAUAAUUGCUGACAAGCACUGUGAAAAAGUUCACUACCUAACCGAUUCCAUUUACGCGUGCGGAGCCGGUACUGCUGCUGAUUUGGACCAGGUAUGCAAAAUGUUGUCUGGAACGUUACGCCUUAUGGAACUCAAUACAGGGAGAAAAGCGCGAGUUAUAACUGCUCUUCGUCAUGCUAAGCAGCAUUUAUUCAACUAUCAAGGCUAUGUUGGAGCAUAUCUGCUCAUAGGUGGCGUCGACCCUACUGGACCACAUUUGUAUGAGUGCUCAGCAAAUGGUACGACUAUGGCAAAGCCGUACGCUGCUCAGGGUUCUGGAAGUUACGCUGCUAUUUCGAUUCUGGAGAGAGAUUUUAAGCCAGACAUGACGGAAGAAGACUGUGUCGCUCUUGUGCAGCGUGCUCUGCAAGCUGGUAUGCACGGAGAUAAUGCCUCCGGAAAUAGCUUGAACUUCGUGGUCAUGCGACCAGGCAAGACUGAAUUCAAGGGACCUAUUGUGCCGAAUUUCUGCAAGGUUCCUGAGCCGAUAGACUUGCAGUACAAGUUCAAGCCUGGCUCGACAAAAGUUUUGAAGAAAAAAGUCUAUAAAUUUGAUGUAAUUGAGUCCAUGGAUGUGAGCCACUGA